GAUAUUUUCGCUUUAGUUAGUUAUUGAACGGCUCUCGGUUAAUUAACUCAUCACGUCCACGUCGUCGUUUCGCAGUGCAAACGCAGAGAAAACCCGAGAGGCUCCAGUGGCACACCCUCCAAGGAUAGAAGUGGAGUGAAAUUUCAACAAAAGCGAAAGUCCAGCUCGGAUUCAGUAUCUACUUGCUCAGUUCAUUGGUGUCCGGUUCUCGCGCCAAAUUCAUUACAAACGAUGGAGGAUGAGGAACAGAGGCUUAUCAUCAUGCGCAAGGCAUUCCAGAUGUUCGAUACGACGAAGUGUGGCUUCAUCGACACGGUCAAAAUCUCCACCAUUCUGAACACCUUGGGCCAACAGUUCGAUGAGGGUGAGCUGCAGUCCUUGAUUAACGAGGAAGAUCCAGAAGAAACGGGACGAGUGAACUUCGAUCAAUUCGCAAACAUCGCCUCCAACUUCCUGGUAGAAGACGAGGAUGCCGAGGCCAUGCAACAGGAAUUGAAAGAAGCCUUCAGAUUGUACGAUCGCGAGGGUAACGGUUACAUCACCACCAGCACACUGAAGGAGAUCCUUGGUGCCCUGGACGAUAAGCUAACAAAUGACGAUUUGGAUGGCAUGAUCAAUGAAAUUGAUGCUGACGGUUCGGGAACCGUUGAUUUUGAGGAAUUCAUGGAGAUGAUGACCGGAGAAUAAGCUCUUACUUUAACCAAAGUUGUUCCCCAACACGAUUCACACCAUUGCCAGCGAAGAGAGUUGCGAAAAACAAAAAACAAAAUCAGCGACAUCAUAGCAUUAGUAGCGAUUUCCAACAAUAAAAAUAUUCAACCGAUUUUCUCUGCUUGGUCACCAAUAUCAACAUCAUCAAUUGCACUCCAGCUGGGGCGUCACUCACGUAUCACUGCUUGGAAUUCAAUAUGAGGUUUCCAAGCGACUACCCGAGGCAUAUUA
Ochlerotatus camptorhynchus is the source of this 942-nucleotide messenger RNA. It is a transcript of the gene TpnC25D, whose product is annotated as Troponin C at 25D. The coding region runs from base 232 to 687 and encodes 151 amino acids. The record is from RefSeq and is a predicted model, not a curated record. The transcript is spliced from 4 exons. Gene Ontology annotation, molecular function: calcium ion binding. NCBI's taxonomy places the organism in Eukaryota, Metazoa, Arthropoda, Insecta, Diptera, Culicidae. Gene Ontology annotation, cellular component: myosin II complex.